AUGGCCUCCUUGAGCUCCUUGGACUCGGACUCCCUCUCUACUCCCCUUCCCACGCCUCCUUCCACUUGCCUUCUUCCCCCCUUCUCCUUUCCUUCCUCUCAGGCGAGUAUUCCUGACCUCGCCUAUCUCGCUCUACCCUGUCCUGCCGCUGCUGGUCUUCUCGCUUCCUCUCUUCUGCCCCCGAAGCAUGUAGUGAUCCUCGCCUGUCCUCCCUGCGGUACCCCUCUUUGUGCUCUCUUCCCUUUUGCAUUGAGUCCCACCCCUCUUCUUCACCAUCGCUACGCUCUCCCUCCCUCGGCAGCCCCAAACCUCACCAGUCACCCCUCGCCACGCGCCGCCUGCGCUCAUACUUCUCCCUCGGCUCGGGCGAGCGGAAUGCUCCAGUGGGCGCCUGACAACUCCUCUCUCUUCCUAGAGGCUCCCUGGCCCUUCCUUGGUGGCGUCACGUCUUACGUCUCCCCGCAUCAUUGGGAACACUUCGUCUUCGGCGUCGUUGCGCCUUCCACUGCCCCGCGCAGUGGGGGGUCCCUCGCCUUUGGCGCCGUCGCGCGUUCCGCCUCCCCGCGCAGUGGGGGGUCCCUCGCCUUCGGCGCCGCCGUGCCUUCCACCUCCCAGCGCAGUGGGGGAUUCUUCGCCUUCGUCACCGUCGCACGUUCCGCCUCCCCGCGCAGUAGGGGAUUCGCCUUCGUCACUGUCACGCGUUCCGCCUCCCCGCGCAGUAGGGGAUUCGCCUUCGUCACCGUCGCGCGUUCCGCCUCCCCGCGCAGUGGGGGAUUCUUCGCCUUCGUCUCCGUCGCGCCUUCCACCACCCCGCGCAAUGGGGGAUCCUUCGCCUUCAGUCUCUUCUCGAUCACUGCUGCCCCGCGCGACUGGGGCUUCUUCAAUUUCUUCCUCCCCAUCGUCAUCGCUCGCCGAGUCCAUCUCCACGUCGUUGUCGCGACGCCUUCCAUCCAUUCCGCGCCGGCAUCCUGCCAGAUCCCACGGAUCGCUGGUCGCGGGCCGCCUCCCGGGCUCCGAUCUGACGUGCAGAUCCGCUCCGCGUCCUCCAGUGCGCACGCCCACUGGCGUCACCAGAUCUGCGCGAUACGCCGCCCUCCUUGGCGAGCGCGUCGGCGACCUGCCUCACUCCCUUGA
Messenger RNA from Closterium sp. NIES-65, 1134 nucleotides. Lineage: Eukaryota; Viridiplantae; Streptophyta; Zygnematophyceae; Desmidiales; Closteriaceae. The record is from the annotation of a GenBank genome assembly.